Molecule: messenger RNA, 3196 nt
Organism: Cataglyphis hispanica
Lineage: Eukaryota; Metazoa; Arthropoda; Insecta; Hymenoptera; Formicidae
Product: calcium-independent phospholipase A2-gamma-like
Exons: 9
Coding region: 776-2548 (590 amino acids)
Biological process (GO): arachidonate metabolic process
Cellular component (GO): membrane
Source: RefSeq, a predicted model, not a curated record
UUAAAGAAUAUAAAUUAAUAGCAUAGAUAAAAAAUUAUUUAUUAUAGAAAUGAGGCUACAUAUAUCAUAUCGAAUUUUCAAUUAAAUAAAUUUGUCAAUGAAUAAACAAUGAAUUUUUAAUUAGACUUGCCACUGUUCCGAGAACAAUUUAAGUCAUCUUAAGUCGCACGUGCUAUAAAGACUAAAUUAUUUAUUGCGCGUGUGUCAUCGCGUAAAGCCAACUACAAUUGCAUCAUUUUGUCAAUGCAACUUCUGCAGAGAUGAUAUUAUUAUCGACUUAAAUACUAUUACUACGAGAAUUGUUUAUAUCAUCAUGAUAUCGAUCUUAUCAAAAUAUUGAUAAAAUAAUUGAAUUAGUAGUAAUCUGCUGCACAAUCUUAUAAAUACAGAUAUAUAAUAUACAUGCGAUUAAACGUCAGACUGAUUGUCAGAUUCAGUUAGGUUUCUCAAUGAAAAGAAGCGACAUCGUAUUCGACACUUCAUCGAUCAGCUGACAUUGACAGAUUAGGUUAAGUUGGCAAGUAUAGAAAAUAUGGCAUCGUACUAAUCGGUGAUGCAUAUGUAAUUCAUAUUUUCUUCCUCUUUGUUAUAAUAUUCGGAAUAUAGUCCUAAUAUACGUCUCGUUAUAAUGGAAAUGCAUAUGUAAUGAUUACAAUAAGAAAAUGAAAAUGCCAGACAAUUUACGGAUAGUGCAACUGGGAAAGAUGCCAGUGGAAAUGUAACAAGUAUCACGAAUAAACUUUUACGCUCCAUAAACGAUAUAAAAACAGUCAAAAUGUCGAUGCAAAAUCAGUGGAAGCUUUUGUCACAAUUAAAGGAUUAUCUGAAUAAGACCAACUGCGAUAAAAACCAAAUUAAUGUCUCCAAGGAUUGGUUGGAUAUCCUGCAAAAAUUAACUUAUUCACAGCUCGAAACAAUACGAAAAUUAUCAUCAGAUUCUAUUAAAAUUACUGAUACAAACAAGAACUCAAGUACAAAGCAUAAAGAGAGCAAUGAUUCAGAGAAUGUAAAACUAACAUUCAUGUCCAAUCAAACAGAAUCACUUAUAGAUAAUUCUACAUCUACGCAACAAAAAAUACAACAAAUUUGCGAACAAAAUAUGCAUGAUAAUAAAAUAGAAUCAAAAGAAAGUUUCACAAUGCCACAAAUUCUCUCUACAUUGUUUUUGAAGUUAUCUUCCAAAAAUACACAAACUACCAAAGUAAUUAUACCAAAGUGGAAAGUGAAUGUUCAUAGCAGUGUUUCAAAGCAUAGUAUUGUAUCUCGUACACGUCACGUCUUGAACAGUAUCGUAUCAGCCGAGUCGAAUGCUUCAAAGUGGCGGAGAAUCGAGGAUUUAUUAUUGCAUAUCGAUCAAUAUCCGGAGGCGAGACAUUACGCGAUCAAGGAGGGAGCGAUUAAGAUUUUACUGCGAAUUCGUCAGAAGACAAAGGAUGAACAAAUUAAUGCAUCUAUCAGAGAAGCGCUAGCUGUACUGGGUUAUAUCGAUCCUCUACCCGGUCGAGGCAUCAGAAUCUUAUCGAUUGACGGCGGUGGUAUUCGCGGGGUAUUGGUUGUAGAGAUGUUGAAGAAAUUGGAAGAACUUACAGGAAAAAAGACGCAUGAAAUGUUUGAUUACAUAUGUGGUGUCAGUACAGGCGCCAUUCUUGCUGCUGUAUUAGUAUUACCAAAGGAUGCUUUAGAAGGAGGACACAAGAGAAAAACAUUGGACGAAGUUUCGAUAUUAUAUAAAGAAUUGAGCACCAGAGUGUUUACACAGAGUGCCAUAAAAGGCACAAGCAGUCUAGUUUGGAGUCACGCCUAUUACGAUACUGCGCUAUGGGAACAAUUAUUGGAGGAGCAUUUAGGUGAUAAAGUUCUUAUCAAAACUACGCGUGAUCCAAAUGCACCAAAGUUUUCAGCAAUAUCUGCGGUAGUAAAUCACGGAAAUGUUAUGGCUUAUGUAUUUAGAAAUUAUACUUUACCGCAUGGAAUGGAAAGUCAGUACACGGGAUCUCAUAAAUAUAAAUUAUGGGAAGCCGUGAGAGCGUCAGCUGCUGCACCGAGUUAUUUUGAGGAAUUUAAAUACGGCGAAUAUCUUCAUCAGGAUGGCGGUAUUCUAGUAAAUAAUCCCUGCGCUGUAGCGAUUCACGAAGCCAAACAGCUGUGGCCAAAUAAUCCAAUUCAAUGCGUUGUAUCAUUUGGCACUGGUCGAAUCCCACAUCACGUCUAUGAAAACAAAUCUAUGGAAGUUGCGAUCUCAAGCUGGAAGGAAAAAUUUUAUAAAAUUUUGGAUAGCGCCACUGAUACAGAAGCUGUGCAUACAAUGCUGAAUGAUCUGCUACCUGAUCACAUUUACUUUAGAUUUAAUCCUUAUUUAACGGAAAUGUUAUCAAUGGUGGAAAUUCGACCUGAAAAGAUCAGUCUAAUGGAACAAGAUGCAAGAAUGUAUAUACGUCGAAAUGAAGAGAAAUUUCAAAAAGCUGCUACUGCUUUACUGGAAAAGCGGCGAAUCCAACAGAAAAUUGCUGAUUAUAUUACAUUGCAGAGACAAUUAUUGGAUCUAUGAAGAGAAAUUUAUUUCACAUAUUGAUGUGCAUUCAUUCCAUAAUGCAAUCUACAAAAAUCACAUGGAUAUUUAUAGUACAAAUUUUUUAUUUCUUGUAUACCAGUUUGACAUUUUUUAAAUAAUGCUUCUUACUUUGAAUGGUAUAAUAGCAUAAUAAGCAUGUAUUUCAAAAGUAUUUGGCAGAACAUUUUUUGCUUAAUAGAAUCUUUUUUGUAACUUCUGUUAUAAGAUUUUUGUGUUACAAGAUUUUAAAAUAAUUAGUAGUAAGAAACUAUUCUAUAAAUGAAAUAUUUAUCUUGAAUCUUUAUAUAAAAUCAUUAUAUAGUAUAGAUAUUUGACUGUGAUAUCACUUUGUGAUGCUUGAAUACAAUUAAGAUCAAUCAGUAUAAUUUUACAUUUUGGAGUUAUUAUAUGUUUUGUAGUAAAAGUUCUUAACAUUAUUAAACCCAAAUAAUUGUAUUUUCAUUGAAAAUAUCAAUUAAUGUACUAAAAGGCAGUACAGCUAAUAUUGAAUGUUUCAUAUGCAUUCUUCUUCAUUGUAAAUAUUGUAAAUGUGUAUUAGCAAAAAAUCUAUAAUAAAAAUAACAUGAAAUGUGUGUAGAAAAUGUGUGUAUAAAAAAAUAAAAAAAACUUGGAUUGCUUAUUUUA